CAGCCACGGAGGCGCUGCAAAUUCCAGCGGCUGUAGAGCUGCCCAGAGCUGCCCCACACAACAAAAAAGGAAGGCACAGUAUGGUUGUGGAGGCAGUGGUCGUCGGCAUCGAUGGCACCUGCCCAGAAGCCCCGGGCUGGGUGACUAUAACAUACCAGCUCUCCAAGACAGAGCACACGACGCGCGACGGCAAGCUAGAGAUGGCCCGGCUUGAAAAUGAGGCGGCGCUCGGCGUGAGCUUCGCGUACCCUGGUGCGUUCCGAGCGCGACUGCGCGCGGCGAACGGCGGUACCGUCAUCGAGGCGACGCCGCCGGGUAUCGAAGGCGUGUUCGAGAACCUGAGCGACGGCAAGUAACGGUGUGGAAAUCAACCAGUGCGUCGUGAAAUUUUGAUUUCCACACAGGCGAGUACCUCCUGGAGGUCGAGAAGGAUCCGGACGCGACGUUCCAGCCGCACGUGAACGACGCGGUGGCCCGGCGCAUGCGCGACAUGGGCGCAUCAGACGCGCCCGCGGAGGACGACGACGAGGACUUUGACACGGCGCUGGCGGCGCGGAUGGCGGCGAUGGCGGCCACGGAGAAUGACGCCGGCUGCGACGACGGCGUCGUGGAGCCGCUCGUCGAAGCGUCGAUGCCACCGGUGGUCGCCGACGCCCCCGCGGGCAAUGACGUGGAGGCUGUGAAGGACGAGUGGUCGCGGAUCCCGGGGCGGGUGACUGUGAAAUACAAUGUCGAGGAGGGCGCGUACGUGUGUGGAAAUCAAAUUCACCCGACUCACUGGUUGAUUUCCACACAGGCGAGUACCACACAACCGACGGCGUGCUGUCGAUGCGCGAGAUCGACGAGGACCUCGCGAUCUCCUUCGCGUUCUCGGGAGCGUUCCGGGCGCGGCUGAAAUCGAACGAGUUCGGCCACGUGCUCGUAGCCUCUCCGACUGGCAUCGACGGGAUCUUUGAGGGGGUUUUCAGAGGCGGGUAUACGCUCGAGAUCGACGAGGAUCCCCUCGUUCCGGUCGCGGAUUCGAUUGCCUACGCCGCGCCCGCCGUCGAGGAGACUCUCGGUAAAAGGGAUGACAUUACGGCGGAGCUCCGAGCGAUGGACGCCGACACGCUGCGGGCGCAAGGCCCGGAGUACCAGCGGCUCCUCGCUGCGCGGGACGCCGAGGGCGUACUCUCUGAACUGGCAUCAUAAGACAAUGUAC
Molecule: messenger RNA, 1201 nt
Organism: Pelagomonas calceolata
Lineage: Eukaryota; Pelagophyceae; Pelagomonadales; Pelagomonadaceae
Source: the annotation of a GenBank genome assembly